Molecule: messenger RNA, 1927 nt
Organism: Phragmites australis (common reed)
Lineage: Eukaryota; Viridiplantae; Streptophyta; Magnoliopsida; Poales; Poaceae
Product: UPF0496 protein 4-like
Exons: 2
Coding region: 178-1530 (450 amino acids)
Biological process (GO): root development; shoot system development
Source: RefSeq, a predicted model, not a curated record
CUCAUCUCUCUCUCUCUCUCAUCUCUCUCUCUCUCUCUCCUCCCAGCGUCGCACUCUCGGCGAAGAGUCCCGGCCACGCGCAACCUUCGCCAAACGCAGCUGCUUCCGCCGCCGCGAAUCCCCCCCGAUCCGUCGAGCUCGAAUCGAGUCCGCGCGCGUAUCCCGAAUCCAGCGGAGAUGAGUCGCGCGCACGACGGGCACAGGUCCUUCUUCCCUGUGGGGAACCCCUUCCGGAUGAUCCUUCCGAGGGGAGCCCACCUGUCACCGAAGCUCGCGGAGCUGCUCGCGUCGCAUGAGGAUGGCCUGGCCUUGAGCUUGAGGAAGCUCAAGCCGGAGGACACCUCAGAGGUGCUCACCUUGUCAUGGAUGAGGCUCGCAGUGGAUAGCUUAUCGGAGCUGCACACCAACAUUGCCACCCUGAUCACCGAGCUUGAGCUGCCCGUCUUGGAUUGGGAUGAGAAGUGGGUGGACAUCUACUUGAACAGCAGCGUGAAGCUGCUGGACAUUUGCAUCGCGCUGAGCUCAGAGCUCGCUCAGUUGGAUCAGGGGCAGCUGCUCGUGCAAUAUGUUCUGCAUGUGUUGGACUCUGGGAGCAAGGUGCCGUCGCAGGAGCAGCUCAAGAGAGCUGAGGCGUCGCUUAAGGAAUGGAUGGAGAAAGUGCGCAUGAGGUCUCUUAGGCUUGAGAACUGCUUGGCAGUUUUUCAGGAGCUUGCUGGGAACCUUUGUCUGAUGAAGGUUAAGCAUUCUGCUAAGGGGAAGGUGCUCAUGCGGGCCUUGUAUGGAAUUGAGGCUGUUACAGUCUUUAUCUGCAGUGUGCUUGUAGCGGUACUGUCAGGUAGCUCCAAGCCACUGGUGGAGUUUGAUGUCCCUGAGAAAUUUGGUUGGUCUAAAGCCUUCAAUGAUUUUCGUACUGCUAUCAAUGGGGAGCUUAGAAGGCAAUUAUCCAGAGGCAGUGUUGCAGCUGUAAAAGAGCUGGAGGAAGUUGUGGCAUGUGCUAGAAAGCUGCAUGGAUUGAUCAGCACUGCUCAGCUUGAAGAAGAGAAUUCCAACCUGGCUCGUGCUGUUAGCCAUUCAACGGAAGUGGUCAUGUCAGAUUCUGCUGCCCAGGAAGGAGCCCAUGAGGAUAAUCCUAAAUUGGCUGAUGAUACUAGCCGUGAGUGUGAAGUAAUCAUGCUACAGAGUAUUACAGAAGGAAUGGGUAUAACUGACAUUAAGGAGGAUGCCAAGACUAUGAGCCAUACAAAAGAAGUGAUGAUGCUUGAGAGAACAAGCUACGGUGAACACCAAGAUGAUAACACAGAGCAGGCCACUGGCAUCGGCAAUGAAACCAGUGGCUUGGAAAGGGGAGAACAGUUGCUGAACUGCAUCUCCAGCAUGUCGAAAAGUGCCAAGGGGCUCCGGCUCGGGUUGGACGAGGUGUCCAAGCGAGUGGGGGACUUCUUCCAGAUCGUGCUUACAGGACGUGAUGCGUUACUGUGCAAUCUCAGGAUUUCAGAUGGGAGCAAGGUUGCCGCUGAGGUCAGGUCUUAGUAUGCUCUGCAAAUAUGUAUUCUGUGUAAUGUCUGUAUGCACAACUUGGCAUCGGCAGCACAUCUUUAUACGUGGUUCUUCUGACUUCUGGCCCCUGCUCAGCCUCACCAAAACUAAGCUGGGGCCAGAUCCCAGCGGCACUGUGCAUAAUCAUGUGCUGCUAGUUGAGUUGUGCUAGUCGUAUAUGGUUUGUAUUCGUAGGUUCUUUACAGUUCUUCCCCUCUUUUUGGUCAGUAGUAACUAGUAACUAGAAUGUUGUUGAGUAAAUACUAAAUACUGUGUUGUCGAGUUGAUGUUGGUGGAAUGUAGAACGGCGAGAGUGCAGUAACUGUAUGUAUGCUCAUGUGUGCCGGUAUUUGAGAUGAAAAUGCAUUGCAAAGUGUGAAUCCCUGUCUUA